Molecule: messenger RNA, 2376 nt
Organism: Peromyscus eremicus (cactus mouse)
Lineage: Eukaryota; Metazoa; Chordata; Mammalia; Rodentia; Cricetidae
Product: melanoma inhibitory activity protein 2-like
Exons: 9
Coding region: 172-2376 (734 amino acids)
Biological process (GO): vesicle cargo loading; endoplasmic reticulum to Golgi vesicle-mediated transport; protein secretion
Cellular component (GO): endoplasmic reticulum membrane; endoplasmic reticulum exit site
Molecular function (GO): protein binding
Source: RefSeq, a predicted model, not a curated record
AAGCUGAGCCACGACACCAACGGGAAAAUGUAGCUACGAAGGCACAGAACAACACUCAACCCUUUCCUCUUAUACAUACUGCUGGAGAGAGUGUCUGCUGUUCUGCUGGUGUGUCUGCGACCUAACAGGCCUUCGGAUGCUUGCUCAGGAUCCCUGGUGUCUUGUGUAAGCAUGGCGGAAAUCAGUGUUCGAAGAAUCCUUCUUUUGGUUAUUUCUCUGGCUAAGUGUCUGGAGGGCACAAAGCUGCUGGCACACCUCAAAAAGUGUGGUGACUUGGAAUGUGAAACUUUAAUCAGCAGAGUCUUAGCCCUGAGAGAUCACACAGGACCUGACUGUCGGUACCUAAACUUCACUACGGGAGAAGAGAUAUCUGUUUAUGUUAAACUUGCAGGAGAGAGAGAAGAUUUGUGGGCAGGAAGCAAGGGAAAGGACUUUGGAUUUUUUCCCAGAGACGCAGUCCAAAUUGAAGAAGUGUUCAUAUCUGAAGAAGUCGAAAUGCCAACUAAAGAGUCUGACUUUCUUUGUCUUCUUGGGGAAGGCUACAUAUUUGGAAGCGAACACAGUGAGUUAAACGGAGAUGGUGAUGAAAAUAUGUACCCAUAUGAGGAAGAUGAAGACCCAAACUAUAACAUAUAUGAAAGUGAUUUUCAGCCAGAACCUGACUUUUAUGCAGCUUCCGAAGGACCUUUUUUUGAAGACCAAAUUUCAGCAUCAGAAGCUCCUGAAGAUUUCAGCAUUUCUAAUGAGUCUAAGGAUUGGGAAGAGGCUGGAAGUGCGGGCAGUGGGGAGCAGGAUUACACUCCAGAUGUGGACCAUGUCUUGCCAUCCCAAAGCUUGCCUGAAACACAAGAACGGUUUGGACUGGGGAGAGAAGAAACUGGAGAGAAGGCUUUUGAAGCAGAUACUGAACCCACACAAGAAAGCUCAUUUCAAAGUAGAAAAUUAACAGUGGAAGAGGAGAAUGACCUAGAGAAAUUAAACAAUGCUGAACCCCAAAUGGAACUUGAGCAGGAUCCAGAAUCCCAGUUUGACUCAGAGGCACCAGAAUUCAGUCCAGUGCCAGAGGAACAGUAUGAACUAGUGUCUGAGUCAGAGAACACCCUCAAGCCUCAAACCACUGGCUGGUUUGGUGGUGGAUUUACAAGUUAUUUGGGUUUUGGAGAGGAGGAUCCAGGACUUGAGUUAUUGUCCAAAGAAAGCAGUCCGCCAUUACAAGAUGUUCCCAGUUCUGUUUCACCUGAUGAAGAAGCCCCAGCUCCAUGCAGAGAAGUACAGACGGACGAAGAAGAAGCAGUCAUUAACGACAGCUCAACUCUCAGUCCAAGCUGGUUUAACUUGGGUUUUGGUAUGCUAGGCUUUGCCUAUGCUGAUGAAGACAAAAAUAUUUCAGAUGAUGGGAAAAGUGAAGAUGGCAAGGUAGAUAACCACAAACAUCCUCUAGCAAAUGACUUUGACCCCGGAAAGGAACGAGAAAGGAAAAUGAUAACAGCCGUGGAAACAGAAGAUCAAAUAAGUAAGGACAGGGCCUUAGAGAAGACAGAUGAUUCUGAUUCUAUGCAGUACCUGAAGAGGUUCUUUGAUAACCCUUGGAGCUUCCAGAAUCUCCCAGAGGACACAGAAUUACCAUUUUCCCAACAGAUGCUGGAUCAAGAUGAUAUAGUUGAAAAUGACAGAACUGAAGAACUCUCCACUGAAAAGUCUGCCACAGAGAACAUGAAAGAUCCCAUGAUGCUGGAGGGCAGAUACAGCCCGUCAGAUACGGCCUCUGAAAUAGAGUUACCUAUGAGAGUCCAUGAAGGAAUACAUUUCAAAACCUCGUCUUUGAAGGGGAAUGAGGAAGAUUCAGAGUCACAGGUGGCCUCUGAAGGGCCUGCUGUGGCAGAAAUCGACAGGUCUGUGGAAGGUGCCCUGCUCGGUAGUCAGCUGGUUUCUCAAAAAGAAGAAAUUAGAUUCAGAAAUUAUAUAUCAAGUGGUGAUAUUUUUUUUUCUAAAACAACAGAGCACGAUGCAGAAUUUCAGAUUCUGAAGUAUUUCUUUCAAAUUGAUGUCUAUGGCUUCAUGAAUUCUGCUUUUUCACCAUCUGAAAUUUUUAUAGAAAGGGGUGAUGUGGCAAAGAACUUCGAGUUUCGACAAAGUAGGCCUCAGUUUGGUCUUAAGUCACCGGCUGUAAAGGAACCCCCUUCAUGCAACGGCUCCAAAAAUAGAGCCCUAAAUUUAGAGGGCAAGCUGCUACAUUUAGUUCUUUUUCUCAGUGGGCGCCUCGUGCUGGGCAGACGUCCACAGGGGCUCGAUGAUUUAGCGCCUCCCUGGGCAUUACCCCCGGCAGCCUCGGCGCUCCAGCUCUCCGUGCUCCCGCUCCCCGUGCUCCGGGGUUGA